Messenger RNA from Arvicola amphibius (Eurasian water vole), 5019 nucleotides. It is a transcript of the gene Fbxw4, whose product is annotated as F-box and WD repeat domain containing 4. The record is from RefSeq and is a predicted model, not a curated record. Gene Ontology annotation, biological process: SCF-dependent proteasomal ubiquitin-dependent protein catabolic process. Gene Ontology annotation, molecular function: protein binding. Bases 2 to 1711 code for a protein of 569 amino acids. The transcript is spliced from 9 exons. Lineage: Eukaryota; Metazoa; Chordata; Mammalia; Rodentia; Cricetidae. Gene Ontology annotation, cellular component: SCF ubiquitin ligase complex.
CAUGGUGUCGCCUCCUCUCGAGGAGGCGGCGGCGUUUUCGGCUCCGCUGCGCGUCGAACCGGCCCUGCGGCCGCUCAUGGGCAGCCAGGGCCGCUCGGGUUCCCCCGGGAACCGCGGGCCCAGGGAAAGCGAGGGCGGGGAGGCGAGGGUCGCGCGGGGAAAGCGAGGAAAGAGGAAGGGGAAAGCGGGCACCGGGCACGGCGGAAGAGGAAGCGGGGCGGAAGGGAAGCCGGGCCUGCAGCCGGCGAGGAAGACAGCGGGGCCGGGGGCUGAGGCGGGCCCGGGGCAGGAAGGAGAGGAAGGCGCAGGCGUGGAGGAAAGACCGAGAAGCUCCGGGAAGCGGGAUGAGAGGAGCGCAGGCCCCGGGAAGGAGGAGGAACGGAGGCUCGGGGCCGAGCGGCGGGAGGACGGCAGCCUGGAGAGAGCACGGGAGCGUGGGUGUCAGGCGUGGGGCGGCAUCCCGGGGACCCGGACGGCCAUGGCGGCUGCCGGCGACGAGGAGGCGAAGGCGGCGGCUGCGGAGCCGUCCGGUCGUCCGCCCGCGGGGCCCGCUCUCUGGCGCCUGCCGGAGGAGCUGCUGCUGCUCAUCUGCUCCUACCUCGACAUGCGGGCCCUCGGCCGCCUGGCUCAGGUGUGCCGCUGGCUGCGGCGCUUCACCAGCUGCGACCUGCUCUGGCGCCGGAUAGCCCGGGCCUCGCUCAACUCCGGCUUCACGCGGCUCGGCACCGACCUGAUGGCCAGCAUUCCAGUAAAGGACCGAGUGAAGGUGUCUCAGAACUGGAGACUGGGCCGCUGCCGAGAGGGGAUUCUGCUGAAGUGGAGAUGUAGUCAGAUGCCCUGGAUGCAGCUUGAGGAUGCUUCUCUAUACAUAUCUCAGGCUAAUUUCAUCUUGGCCUACCAGUUCCGCCCAGACGGUGCCAGCUUGAACCGUCGGCCCUUCAGAGUCUUCGCUGGGCACGAUGAGGAUGUUUGUCACUUUGUGCUGGCAAACUCGCAUAUCAUCAGUGCAGGAGGAGAUGGAAAGAUUGGUGUUCAUAAGCUCCACAGCACCUUCACUGUCAAGUACUCGGCUCAUGAGCAGGAGGUGAACUGUGUGGACUGCAAAGGGGGCAUCAUUGUGAGCGGCUCCAGGGACAGAACGGCAAAGGUAUGGCCGUUGGCCUCGGGCCGGCUGGGGCAGUGCUUACACACCAUCCAGACUGAAGACCGAGUCUGGUCCAUUGCCAUCAGCCCGUUACUCAGCUCUUUUGUGACAGGAACAGCUUGUUGUGGGCACUUCUCACCUCUGAGGAUCUGGGACCUCAACAGUGGACAGCUGAUCACACAUCUGGGCAGUGAUUUCCCCCCAGGGGCCGGGGUGUUGGAUGUCAUGUAUGAGUCCCCUUCUACACUGCUGUCCUGCGGUUAUGACACCUAUGUUCGCUACUGGGACCUCCGCACAAGUGCCCGGAAAUGUGUCAUGGAGUGGGAGGAGCCCCAUGACAGUACCUUAUACUGCCUGCAGACAGAUGGCAACUACCUGCUGGCCACAGGUUCCUCCUACUAUGGUGUUGUGCGGCUGUGGGACCGGCGCCAGAGGGCUUGCCUGCAUGCCUUCCCGCUGACGUCGACUCCGCUCAGCAGCCCUGUGUACUGCCUGCGACUCACCACCAGGCAUCUCUAUGCUGCGCUGUCCUACAAUCUGCACAUCCUAGACUUUCAGAACCCAUGACCAACUGCCCUGCCUCUGGGCCGGGCAGAUCAGCUACUCAGGGACCUCUUUUGCCUAGCAGGUGAAGUGAUUGACACCGCACCCUCUUCCCAGCCCUGCUUCGCUCCUGGACCUGUGGCCACAGUGCCCUGGCACCUGAAAGCACUGCCUCCUGGACACUGGGGCUGACUCUGAUGUAGGCCCUCCCAGUACCUGUGGUCUUAGGAGAAUGGACCUGAACUUUGGUGUUUACAACAGGGCCAACGUAAGGUCCUGGGCUGGCGAGGUCCAGCCUGUCCCCGAGAGCCCUGCAUAGCAUUACAGCAGCCUACAGAGUGAGGUGAGGGGCUCCCGCAUCCCAGCUAGAAAGACAGGUGAGUUGCUGGAACUUUUGCCAGUACCAGCUGUCUCCUCAGUCAGGUCUCAACUUUGGCCAGCUUCUUGAAGCUGGGGGGCUCAUUUCUGAGGUACUAGCCUGGUUUUGCUUUGAAACUAAGAAAAGGGACAAAGGACACCUGUCAGUUCGGGCUUCUGGGAUAGCCAUUCCGCAGGCCAGCUGUGAGAAACAUGCUAUGAUUUUAAUUUCUGUAAAAAUAAAAUCUGGGGGCUGGAGAGAUGGCUCAGAGGUUAAGAGCACUGACUGCUCUUCCAGAGGCCCUGAGUUCAAUUCCUAGCAACCACAUGGUGGCUCACAGUCAUUCAUAAUGAGAUCUGGUGCUCUCUUCUGGCCUGCAGGCAUACAUGCAGACAGAACACUAUAAACCUAAUAAGUAAAUCUUAAAAAAUAAUAAUAAAAUAAAAUCUGGUUGUUUACAGAUCUGGUUAGGUCACCCUAGGAGGCCCCAGGAAGGCAGAAAUCAUAUUUAAACUCAGGAAUGUGUACAGGGAAGGACAAAACCAUGGCUCUGUGUCCUCAAUGUUUCUUUUCUUCCACGUCUUUAGGGUGUGGACAAGGGACCGUGGCUGUUGACCUGCUGUCUGUCACCUACGGUGACCUUCCAUUCUCCACACACACCUUUGACAACCUGUAACCUUGCUCACUUCCAGCACAGCGCUGUAACAUUCUGUGCUGUUUCCAGGACUGCUGGAUGUUCUUAACUUCCCCUUUGCUCACAUCCACCUCAGGGGAGUUUCUCCUGAGCCACCUGUACAGGGCAAGUAUGGCAAGCCUAGCCCUGCUUCUCUCCUUUAGCUGGAAGGCGGGGAUGGAAGGCUCCAGGAUGGGGAGGAUGGGGGAGGUUGCCACACCAGCGCCUUCCUUGGGAAGACCAGGGUGCCGAGGACAGGCAAGAUACAGCAAUGAAUAGAAGGGCAGUCCUUCCAGAGCAACUCCAAACGACUUUACUCAGGAACAAAACCACAGGCAGAAGCAAGCUGUGCCCCAAGAGCCACUUCUGUGGCCUCUGAAGUUCUUAGAGGAGGCUGCCCAUGCCAGAGGAGCCCAAGCCUGGAAGUCGCCCAGCUUCCUUCACACUGGAGGUCCAAGCAAGGCUCAGGACAGCUACUGGGUCUUACAGUCCCCGUCACUGCUGUGGGCUGUCUUUACCUUCUUUAGCUCCUUCUGUAGCUCAGACUCAGCCACCAUGACCUCCUUUGGCUUCUGAUACUGUGGAGGGAACCAGGGAGAAAGCAUAACUCAGUUUCUAGCCCCUCCCUCCACACACACACUCUGGAUCCUCUUGUACGUGAGGAAACAUAGGUGUGCAGGUCUGAAGGACUUGCUUAGGCCUGUGGCUGGGGAGGAGCAUCCCCAUGAUGACCACCCAAGUCCCCAUCAUGACCCUGACCCUCCCCCCCAGAUGAGUAGGAGAGCCUGAAGGCAGGGGAGUGGGCGAGGGAAGAGGAACCUCUUCUCUUACAGAGAUUAUCAGGGUGCAGUUGGCAUGAGCAAAGCUCAGUGCAGAGUCCUCCAGAGGAAGCUGGUGUCGGUCUAGGUCAGGAAUGGAGAACUUCUUGUAGUACCUGUGGGGACACCAAGAGGCUGCUGGAGAACCAGCAUGGUAACCCUGGCAGUUGGGCACCAGGCCAUUUGCCAACAGCCACCCCCCCCCCCCCCCUACUUUCUAUACAGCUUGACAGAAGAAGGGCCUGGGUUUUUUGGGUCUGUGGCUCUGGAAUCAAAAAGACGAUGGCAGCCUUACAGAGGGUCAGCCAAGGGUGAGCAGAGCCAGGGGGGUUCUGAGAUUAGCCCAGGGGUCAGACUCACCAACUAUACAAAGAGCAUCCCUAGGCUCAUGGGACAUCUCUCCUAACAAGCAUCAGCAGGACACAUGAGACCUCACUGAAAGACUGGUGACGACACUGUGUCUCUGACCUCACUGACCGACUACUAAAACCAGACCGGAGCGUCACCAUAAGGAGCUAUCUUCCUGGGAGGACAAGCCAUGAGACUGAUGGAACCCGAUCUCAGACUCUGGACCCAUUUCCCAUAUAGUAAACACAAAACCAACCAGAUAGCACAGAUUCCGAGGCUUUGCCAAGAGGGAAUGCAGUUGGGAGGGAGGGAGGGUGCUGGUGAAGUCAGGCUCAAAGUUCCUCAGCCUGGCCCUCACUUGAUGCCCUUCCUCUCAAUUUCCUUGGUGGACAGGUGGCCUAGAUGGGAUGGGCACCAGCCAGGGGCAGCUAGAGCCCCUACCUGGACAAGUCCUAGAGCCCCUACCUGGACAAGUCCUUUUCUGAAUGGGGGGGGGGGCGGCUGUGCGGGCUGAGGAGGGAAAUGCCUCAGGCAGGUACAAACAAACUCAAGAGCAGGGCCUGGAGAGAAUGGGCUUUUAAUACUUCAGAGGGACCUGGCCCUUGUGGUGACAGCUACACUGAGUCCACUUCAAAAGCUCUGAUGCCCUGGGGACUCAGUGCAGGGUUCUGCCCUCUCUUCCCUGCCCAAAUCCCUCAGUUCAGAAGAGGCUCUGGGGGCCCCUCUUUUCCCAGGUUCCCCUCUCCCCACCAAGGUGCAGGGACCCACGCAGGAAAAGAAUGUUUAUUCAAAGGCUGACAGUUCAAAAGGAGUGGGGGCUGGGACCCUAAUGGUACUGCAAGUUGCUUUCUUUUCCAAAGCUCUGCCCCAGGGAAAGGCGAUCCAUCUGCCUGCAAUGGGUGGAAUGCCUGCUUCAUCCUCUUCCCAGCCAACAGGCUAAGUGAGGGCUUUUCCUGGGGCCCUGGUCUGGCCUGCAAAGGUGGCAGACACUGAUAAUAGCAGGGGGUCAAAGGUUAAACAGUGGAGAUUAGGUGAACACAAAGGCUUGUUAGGAAGUGUUAACAUCUUCCCUGCAAAUAUACACAGAAAGCAGGACCAGGAGAGAAGCACCGCCCAACCCCCCGGGCAGGGCCAA